CCCGUCCGCCCACCGCGCGCUCACACACACACACACACACACACACACACACACACACAUCUCAACUCAAGUCUCACGCGCUUCUGCCUCUCCUAAGCGGUGGAUAAUGUACACAUUAAAAUAGGUUAAUGUUUUUAAUCUGCGGCCAUGUACAGACGGUCAUUUCUAGCUCAUGUCGUGUUGCUGUUUGUUGUGUUUAAAUGGUCGGUGUGCGUAAAGAUCGUCCGUCGGGAUGUUCUCAGAGUCAGAGAGGAAUGGCGUGGCGCUGAUCGGCACCUGCCUCAGCUCAGUCUCCACACCGCUCUCCUCCAGCAGGACGUGUGUGUCCGCCUGCGGCUGUUUGUCCGUCCUCUGAUGGGAAAUGAAACCCUGACGAUUGACUUCAGUGACUCUGAAACCGGAGACUCCUACACGCUGCUCCUACUCGUGUGGAAACGGAGCAGUGUUCUCUGGUGUAUCAACAGCAGCAGCGAUGAUCUGCUGUUUCAGCCUCACAAAGCAAGAAUUCAGACGCGUGAAAUGAACAUGACGUCCCAUCAGGCCUUUUGGAUCCUGCGGUACGACUGUUUCCCGGCGCGGUCCGGCUCCACCGUCACAGCGCAUGUUUACAGAGACAGUGACCUGCUGAUCAGUGGAUCUCACAUGGUCCAGCUCACAGGCGUUGAGGAUCCAGUGCCUGAAGCCACAGUCAGCGUGGACGAGCGCAAUAAACGCUUCACUGUACGCAUGAACACGGAUCAGAUGGUGAAGAUCAGCCUGUGCUACAAACAUUCAUUCCCAGAGUGUGUUCAGCGGAGAUAUUUUGGAAAGAUUAACACGACUGCCAAUCAAACCGUUGAUCUGAGCUUCCCGUACCUGAUUCCUUGUGUCUGUGUGCAGUUGUGGUUUACAGGCAUUGAUGUAAGAAGAAACACACAGUGUCCCUUAAAGAAGAGAAUACUGCCACAUGGCGGUGAUAUCUUGUCCUCCAGCUCAGCGAGAGUUCUCGGCUCUGUUCUGCAGUGGGAGCCUCUCUGUCCUGAUGACCAAUCAGAUCCCUCUGUCUCUCUGUGCUGGCGAAUCCAUACGCAGAACUCUUACUGUGUCCCCGCCCCCAACGCCACCCUCCAUGAGGCAAAACGGCAGGAGUAUAAUGUGUCUGCUGUAGAUAAACACCCUCAGAUGUGUGUGAAGUUUUCUUUAAAUGGCAGUCAUCGAGUCUUCUGUCCCUUCGAGUCAGAGGGCCGGUCCGGGUGGAGCGUGACGGUCGUCCCUGGAUCUCUGCAUCUGCACCUGCACCUGACGUCUAAUGUCGCCGCGUCGUUUGCUGCUCAGCUGUGCGACAGACAUAAAGAGACGUGUGCACCUCGAGGACACGUCAUCUCAAGUCAGCUGGAAGGGGGCGCCACAGAGGCGGAGCUGAGCCUGCCCUUCCCCUUCCUCUCAUCAGGACUGUGUGUGCAGGUGUGGCGCUUGGAUCUCCAUGGAAGACGAAUCAUUUGCCCUGACUUCACGCACAGGCGAUGGGGGCUCAUCAUCGGCGCUGCACUGACUCUUCUGGCUGCAGUGACGCUUCUGGUCUGCUUCACACGCUGGCUGUUCAAAAGAAGAAAAUUAGUGUGGUGGAGCGCUGAAAGACGUCCCGUGCUGCUCGUGUGCUCGUCUAAUGAUACGGCGCACAUCACUGCCGUGUGCAGUUUGGCCUCUGGCCUGCAGGGGGAGCUCUGCAUGGACGUGAGGCUGGCGCAGUGGAUGCAGUGCCACCCUCAGUCCUCUCUGGCUCAGCUGGGACCCGUGCCGUGGCUGUACGGUCAGUGUCAGGCCGUGCAGAAGGCCGGCGGUCUCGUCCUGAUCGCCUGGAGCCCUGACGCCCAUCGGGCUUAUCUGAGAUGGAGGAAGAGCGAAAGAAAGGCCGAGCUCUGUAAGACAGGGCUGUACAGUGCUGUUGAAGAAGAAGAAGAGGAGCAGAUGUGCUGGGAUGAAGAAUGCAUGGAGAAACCAAUGGAGUCGUCUUCGAUCACAGCUCCCGUGUUCAACGCGGCGCUCUCCUGUCUGUGGACGGGAAUACGCGGUGAUUGCCACGGCCGGGGAUUCGGCCUGGUUUGCUUCCCGAGUCUUAACAACAACAUCACCUGCAUCCCGAAACGACUCCGGUGCGUCCGAAAGUACUGUCUCCCGAAGGACCUGCCCUCUUUAAUAAACGACCUGACCGGCUCGCAGGACGGAACUGGAAAAACCAGAGGGCGAUGUUGGCCCCGUCUCCUGUCCAAAGCGCUGUCGCUGCGUGUGUCGCGUCAGCUCGCGCCCAGACUAGAGGCGAAACUUCCCGUGCCGACGGACGGCCCUAAAUUCAUUCCCAGCUUCUCACAGAAAUUAUUAAUGAGCCGGACAAAGCGAAAGACGUGUGGGCAAAAGAAGCGGCGAAGUAAAGCUGUAUCGUCGUGCUCGUCCAGAAAGGGCUGUUCGAAGAAAAAGACUGUGCCAGAGCUACAGACGCCACUGGAUUUGUAGCCGCAUGCUGAUCAGAUGAGGCUCUUUCACUGCUCGUGUUGCAGUCCUGUUGUUUGCAUGCAGCGGUGCACAGAAGGAAACUGAAGUCGGACUGAUCGAAGCAGAGCGAUUCACAGACAGAGUUCAGUGCAACAUUACAGUCCGUCCAGCAGGGGGAAGAGACAUUAAACUACGGCCCUGAUAUUCUCACAGCACAGUUAUGCUUGCUUCUUCCUUUGCUUCUGAUCAUACUGAUGUAGAUGUUUGCAGCAGCUCUGCAAUUCAGCUCUCCAGUCACGUUAUGUCUAUUUCUACAGCACUUUAUACAGUAGAUUGCUUUAAAGCAGCAGCUUUACAGUAUUAAACAUGAACAACAGUG
Molecule: messenger RNA, 2848 nt
Organism: Megalobrama amblycephala (Wuchang bream)
Lineage: Eukaryota; Metazoa; Chordata; Actinopteri; Cypriniformes; Xenocyprididae
Gene: il17re
Product: interleukin-17 receptor C
Exons: 17
Coding region: 148-2490 (780 amino acids)
Molecular function (GO): interleukin-17 receptor activity
Source: RefSeq, a predicted model, not a curated record